Molecule: messenger RNA, 1311 nt
Organism: Eublepharis macularius
Lineage: Eukaryota; Metazoa; Chordata; Lepidosauria; Squamata; Eublepharidae
Gene: ANKRD33
Product: ankyrin repeat domain 33
Exons: 4
Coding region: 1-1311 (436 amino acids)
Molecular function (GO): protein binding
Source: RefSeq, a predicted model, not a curated record
AUGACCGAUGCCAGCAGUGGAGGAGCGCGAGGCACCAACACAUCACCCACCCUGGAUGAGUCAGACCCUGAAUUAUAUUAUGAGGAAGAGGAAGAAGAGGAUUGUUCAGAUAUCAGGAGCAUCCUGUCUGAAGACUCCCUCUACCCUUUCUAUGAGGCGGCUGCGUCUGACAAGGAUACGGACACAGAGCUCACCCUGUACCAGUGCUGUGUCAAGAACCACUCCAUGCUGCUUCGGGAGAAACUGGACAGCGGGGUGACCCAGGAGGAAGUCAUGGAACUGGAUAUCAACGGAUGGAAUGGCCUAAUGGUGGCAUGUUACAAAAACUUCAUAGACAUUGUCAUCGUUCUCAGUAAAUGCCCCUACUUAAAUAUCAACCAUCAGGAUAAUGAUGGAAAUACAGCACUCAUGAUAGCUGCUCAGGCAGGAUUCACCACUAUUCUUAACUAUCUUCUGAACUACUACCCAGCACUAGAGAUUGAAAAGCGGGACAUCCGGGGACUGACCGCGCUCAUGAAGGCUGCAAUGCAAGGGCAGGCUGACUGUGUCUCAGCCUUGCUCAUGGCAGGUGCUGACCUGAAAGCUGUGGACCCAGUGAAAAGGAAGACAGCACAGGAGUGGGCAGCCUUUACCGGGAGUUUUGAAACCAUCGUGCGGCUUCAAACCCUUCUGCAGCGUCCAUGUGCCGAGCAAUUCUGUAACAAGUAUUUGCCUGAAUGGCCCGCACUGCCUGAGCUGGUGGCCCAAGCACUGGGAAAAUCCCAGGCUGAGUGCUUGUCGGAAAAAAUCCGUGCCAUGUUCACUAUCAAUUUUCCACGUGAUCCUGAGCCAGAUGGCGUGAUGGAUCACAUGGUGCGCAUGACCACUUGCUUGGCCAGUCCCUUUGUGGCCACUGCUUGCCAAACCAUCUGUCCUGACAGUCCACCAGAAGUGGGAAAGCAGAGACUUUCAGUGCCAGAGAUCCUCAAUGAGUACACACCAGACCCUGAUGCCAAAUCCAUGGCUGGCGAAUCCUCUUGCAACAGCCAACUCAUGACGCCAACUUGGGUUCUGGUGCCGUACAAGCCCCAUAAUACCAUCGAGAAAUUCCUCUCCCUUCCUUUACGCUUGCGAUGCAACAGUAUUUUCCCUGGUGGCGUCCCAAAAAUCAAACUCUCCAAGUCAGCUGCCCAAAGGGCAUACAAGCUGCCACAGCCCUCUGCAUCCUCCCAGAACAUGCUGGAGUUGCCCAAGUGGCAAUACCAGGAAUUCCGGGAAAAGAGGAAGAAAGCUGAAGAGACUGCAGGAGGAGCCCACAAAGAAGAGCAGUAA